ACUUUCUUCAGAUGGCGAGAACACCAUGACAGGCUGUCGCGGUGGAGUCAUCACUCUGCUCGAGCAACAGGUGACGAAUGAUAUCCUGCGCACCAGAUGGAUCUCGUCAUGAAGGCGGCGUUUGCCAAGAUUGACAACGGGUAAUUCGUCAAGGGAACGAAUCGAUGGGCUGUGCACUUGCGCAGUCAGGUGAAUCUGAUCAAUCGGCGUGUUCGAAGCUGACCAAUCGCUGGCUGCACAUGGGCAACACACUCGAUUGGAUGCUAGCCAAGCGCUGCUGACGCACAUUGAGGAAAAAAAGCCCGUUGAUGCGCUACCGAGAUGUGAUAUAUCGAAGCAACAGCUGUUGCGGCAGUGACGGCCGUGGUGAACGCGACACUUACGAAGAUCCAAGCAAAAGACAUGAUAAUCUCGCAUCAGCAUAGUGAGAUUGAAUAGAUGGUAUGUCGGCUAUGCACCCUAAUCUUCGCCAAGCUGAUGUCCGAUGACCUCAACCUGGUCGGUGCAGAUGAUGUCCGAUCUCUGCAUUGGUGGCUUCCGGCAGAUGCCCUGAUCAACUUCAUCGAGGAUCAGGGAUCAUUCGUCCGCGACCUACUCGGUAAUCUCAGUCUGGGCGACAAGCCGAAAAUUCUGCAAGAAAUUGGUGAAUUCAUAUUCCAUAUCCUUGAGGGUAUGUGCGAUGUCCAAGGAGAAAGUGAUAGCAGGAACCAGGCUGCCGCUUCACUUGCUUCUACGGUCAUGCCAGCUGAGCUUGUCAAGAUGCCAUAGCGUAUAUUUGUUGCCGAGAUGCUCGACCCACGCCGAGCACAUAUAGCAAAGUUCCCGUCUGCGGAGUAGGUCGAGGAGAUCAAGAGCGAUCACCGCUCACUGUGCCGAGAGUACAUUGUAAACGAACUUGUCAAGACCAAGAUUGACCAACAUGAUAACGAGACUAUGUUUAACGUUGGCUGGAAUGACGUCCAGGGCUGCGUAACUGAUGGUUCGUUUGGUUCUUUGAGACAGUUCGGCUGUGGACUUGCCACUGUUUUUACCAACACAACGUCGGUGGAGUUGGAUUUUUCCAUAUUGAAGUGGGAGAAGGACAAUUGGCGGAUGGAUUUGACUUAUAUGGCACUAGAGAGGGUAUUCCAGGCGAAACAGUUCGAACUAAUGACGCGUCUGUAGUAAUAAAACAUUGGCAUUUGGUAAAAUUCGGCCAGUGCCGAAUUGAAUACCAGGUGGCGUGCCGAAAUUAGCUUGUUCUCGGAAGAUUAGGCGUUCACCGAUUUUACUGAGGUUUGAUCUAUGGAGAAAAAAGACCUCAUUGUUACUCUAGUAUUUAAAAUAUAGUUGCUGUAUCAAAAUACAGUUGUUUUCUUAGUCUGUGCGCUAUAUCCGUACCACAUUAAGAGGCAAGUGUACCACCCUCUUUUAGGGUAUAGUCUACACAACAAAUCAAUUAGAUAACGUAUUUCAUUAUCUAUAGAGAACAUUAGCU
Marchantia polymorpha subsp. ruderalis is the source of this 1477-nucleotide messenger RNA. NCBI's taxonomy places the organism in Eukaryota, Viridiplantae, Streptophyta, Marchantiopsida, Marchantiales, Marchantiaceae. The record is from the annotation of a GenBank genome assembly.